AACAUUCCAACCUUGUUCCUUGCAGCCAACACCAACGGCAUGUCCACCGACCAAAUAUCUACUGUUCCCCAGCUACCCCAGUAUAGCCCUGCGCCUACACUUCGUCCUCGUACUGUACCAAAGUGUCGUUUCUUUAAAUCUUCUGGUGGCUGCCGUACUGGGGAGAACUGCAAAUUCUUGCAUGUGACGGUCGAGCAAAAGCAGGGCACAGUUCAGAGCGAGAGAAAGAGUAAGAGUACACGACGCCCGCGUGAAAUAAAAAGAAAUAGCCACGACCAGGAACCAUCUCCAAUCACCGCAAUCAACCACCACGACAUAAGCACACAUGAUGGGAACAGUCAAAUUGAACCUCAACCAGUGUCACAAACAGGUGCAUUAUCGGAAGCGAGAUCUGCAACAUUGAAAAUUGCGAAAAAUAGGAGAAGGCAGAGAAAGCCAAUUUCCAAAACCACUCCAAAAAAAGCACCUGUCGUGAAUACAGCCUCUCCCAAGGAAGGCGAUCGGAGCAACCCUGCUGCGUCUCAAACUUUGAACUCGAAGAAUACCUCUGCUAAAAAGAAUGCAAAACCUCCACCUGCAGUUGCAAGACCGACCCCGAAAGACCUCGAAGCACGGCUAAAUGAAACAUCGGACCCAGUCGACAAAGCCCACCUCACUCGUCAGGUGGACUUACACCAGCUUGAGCGCCGAUUUCGGGAGGCUGGAUACCAUAUCAUAUCAGAGACAGCGCAGGAAACCAUUGUUCAAAUUGGCAUGGUUCCCACCGAUCCAGAUUUCCCAUUUGAUUUAGCUAUUCUCCUAUUACACAUUGGAAUUCCCGCGACGUAUCCGACUACCCCAUCGCACAUAACUGUCAUCAAUCCUGAGAUCCCAUUCCCCUUACGCCGUAACGUUGAGAAGGCGUGGAUGAGAAAGGCUACAGCCUCGAGGAUACGUUUACUGCAGAUGAUUAACUGGUUGGACAGGAACCUGGAACAGCUGUUGGUAAUGCCCGAUGAACCUACAGGCAGGAUAGUAUUCGUGAGAAACGAAGGACGAGAGAGGAUUGCUUCUGGUUUAACCAACGGGACGGUGACCUUUGCUGAGGAUGUACCAUCGGCGGGGCCGGGAGAUGGAUAUUACGGACAACGUGUCGGGGACGACGACGCAUCAACCAGUAGCCCCUCUUCCGCGGGGGGAUCCGACGAGGAUGAAGAAAGUCAGCGUGAUCGUCGGCAUAUCGGCAGUAGAGUGCCAGAAGAGGAAGGAACUGACGCCGGGCAGUUGCAAAACGACCCGGACCAAUCAUAUCCCGGAGAUUCUAUUGAUCUAAGCGAGAAAAUAUCCACCUAUCUCUCCGCAAUACCGACACCACCACCACCGUCAAGUCACAGAGGAACACAAAUCCGCUUUCCCGACAUCCAUCUUACCAGCAUCUCCCUUCUCGAAUGUACAUCCCUCAACAUUGCAGUCCGCUGUACUCGCUGCAAAACGUCAGUCGACGUCCAUAACCUCACUACUACACCGCGCUACACUCCUUGUCCACAAUGCAAGACGACUCUCGGACUUUUAUAUCGAUCUGAAAUGCUCCAUCCAGGAUCACUGUCCAUCGGGUACAUUGACCUGGACAUGUGCAUCCCUUUUGACCUUCUCCCUUCGAAUUAUAUCGCAACCUGCGACUCAUGCGCCCGUCCACAACCAAACGGCCACGGGUUUAAAGCUCUUGUUCGGAACCAUCCGACUACAAUGUCGUGCACGACAUGCCACACAAAAAUGACGCUGCAGGUUGACCAAGUAAAGUUUCUUACGCUAGGAAACGCAUCGCUACCUCCCAAGAAAUCCAAUAGGAUCAAAACGGCCGCAAAGGACCCAGCCCAGAUCUUUAUCCCAAACACCCCGCUCCCCAAAAACGGUACAUGCUCUCACUACAAGAAAUCUUAUCGGUGGUUUCGCUUUCCUUGCUGCAGCAAAGUUUAUCCAUGCGAUAUUUGUCACGAAGAAGGGAAAGCCGAUAAGCACGAAAUGGCUUGGGCUACCCGUAUGGUGUGCGGAUUCUGUUCGCGCGAGCAGCCGUAUACCAAAGAGGGUGUCUGUAAAUGCGGCAAGGAGACCGUGAAGAAUGCCGGUAGUGGAUUUUGGGAAGGUGGAAAAGGAACUAGGGAUAGAAACCGGAUGAGUAGAAAUGAGGCUAGAAAGUUUAAGGGAUUGCGCAAGACGGUGUCGAUGAAGAGCAGUCGUGUUGGGAAGAAAUUUUAACUGAGGUUCAUGAUUCGCAUGGCUCAUCGCAGUUUGCAGUUUGGUUUCAUUUUCGACUUCAUUCGAUCACGAUGGUCGCAUAAUAUCAGUAGCCCUUUUCUUGGUUUGGUUUCCAUUAUUUGACCAAGAGAUAUAAAUUAUAUAAACAAACGGCCAACAGCGCAAA
Messenger RNA from Spizellomyces punctatus DAOM BR117, 2401 nucleotides. RefSeq lists its product as uncharacterized. The transcript has a single exon. NCBI's taxonomy places the organism in Eukaryota, Fungi, Chytridiomycota, Chytridiomycetes, Spizellomycetales, Spizellomycetaceae. The coding region runs from base 40 to 2235 and encodes 731 amino acids. Gene Ontology annotation, molecular function: zinc ion binding. The record is from RefSeq and is a predicted model, not a curated record.